Caenorhabditis remanei is the source of this 1869-nucleotide messenger RNA. RefSeq lists its product as uncharacterized. The transcript has 7 exons. NCBI's taxonomy places the organism in Eukaryota, Metazoa, Nematoda, Chromadorea, Rhabditida, Rhabditidae. The record is from RefSeq and is a predicted model, not a curated record. Gene Ontology annotation, biological process: regulation of DNA-templated transcription. The coding region runs from base 1 to 1869 and encodes 622 amino acids. Gene Ontology annotation, molecular function: histone acetyltransferase activity.
AUGGGCAAACGCAUUGAUAGAGCUGUAACAAAACCUGAAACAAAACCUGAAAUAAAAAACAGAAAGAGUUCGCAGAUCAAUACAAUCGAAAUUCAAACAGAUAAUGCUCCCACUCCGAGACGAAAGCUCGCUCGGAAGCACAAUAUAGAGGAUACUCCAUUGAACGGCGAACCGGCCGCGAAAAGAAAUCGAUUAGAAAAUAGCACUGAUCGCAGAAGGAAAACAAGUGUCGCUGAAAAAGAAACAGGAGAAGAAGAGAAUACGAGAAGGAGGAGAACUUUAAAACACGGAGAGGUCGCCCCACCACAGUGUUCUUUUUGUAAAGAAGAGCAAAAAUCAGAGGAUGAAGAAUUGUUGGCAUGUACAACAUGCAAGGCUUAUUACCAUCCAGGAAAGUGUCUCCGUUACAAAGAUGAAUUGAAGACUAAUAUUCGGAAAUUGAAGGAGUGGUUCUGUCCGAGAUGUGUCCUGUGUUCUUCCUGUGAACGAUUCAUCAGUGAUCCAUCAAAUGUCGAGUGCUCAGUCUGUUGCCGAGCAUGGCACGGGACGUGUGCUCCGAAAGGACACUAUCCAUCGAUCGAUUUCGAUUCAGCAUGGUAUUGUGGUGCGUGUUGUCGAUCGAGAAACUUCCGAAUUUACGACUCACCCCCACCAACACCAAGCCGACCCGGACCGAAGGGACGGAAAAGUCGGGCUCCACCGGUAGAAGAUUCAUUGCGUUUCGAUUGUGAUGUUGAUGAAUUGACGGAUCUAAUCAAUAGAAGAGAUUCCACAAUGGAUGCGUUGAACAUCGAGAAUGGACUUUCGAAAUCAGCUACUCCGAGCCCUCUCUCCUCAACACAAAACAACAAACAAGAUGAGAAACCGAGAAUGAAUGGAAAAACUGAUAAUUCGUGUAAGAAGAAGAACGCAAAAAUUCCCCUUGUUCUAAAGGAAGAUUCUGAUUUAUACGACGGAUCCAGAAAAGUGGCAUACUCUAGCAAACCAAGUUCCAGUGUCGUCCCGACCGGCCAACUCCUUCAUUUUGGAACUGGAAAGGUAUGCAAAGCGAUCUACGCUUCUGCAUACGAAGAGCCUCUUCACUCCGCUCCGAACCUCUAUUCGUGCAAGUUCUGUCUCCACACCACGCACUUGAAAGAGAAUUUGGUAAUUCAUUGGGAUCACUGUACUGCCAAGCAUCCACCUGGCAACGAAAUCUAUCGUGAUGAUGGUCUCGCGUUUUUCGAAGUUGAUGGAGCUGUUCAGAAGAAAUAUUGUCAGGAUUUGUGUCUCAUUUCGAAACUCUUCAUCGCUUCAAAAACUUUAUAUGCUGAAGUGGAAACAUUCAUUUUCUAUGUUCUCUGUGAAAUAACGACGGAGGGAUAUGUGAUUGUUGGAUACUUUUCGAAGGAGAAAAACCCAUCGAAAAACAACAAUUUAUCGUGUCUUCUCGUGCUUCCGAUGGUUCAAAAGAUGGGUUAUGGACGUCUUCUGAUAGACAUGAGUUAUGAAUUAUCUCGUAUCGAACUCCGUGUUGGACAUCCGGAGCAUCCGCUAUCAGAUCUCGGAAUCUUGGCGUAUCGUGGCUACUGGCGAUCCAGUCUCCUCUGCUAUCUUCGCGAGCAUCGGAAAUUCGAUCGAGUCAAUAUCAAAGAUAUAAGUCUGGCCACUCGUAUUACUCCCGUCGAUAUUGUGAACCAACUGAUGUUCGAUAAGUUGAUUACCCUGAAAGGAGGAGUUUAUACUCUAAAAACUGGAAAACGUGCACUGAAAUUCCCUCUAUCUCAGUGUCGACGUCGAUUCGUGGAUCCGAAGAAAAUCAUCUGGAGAGCGAGACCAACUAAAGAGUACCUUGACCCCACUAAGUGCAAUUCCUAUGUCUCUGUUUAA